CCAGAAGCAUGUGCAACUGCUGAAGAGCUAAAGCAUUGUUCACAAGACUUUUAUUUUUCUCUUUGACAACCUAACAGAGAAUCCCUUAUCAGAUGUGAACAACACUGACGCCAGCGAAUAUCAGCAGUGACUCUCAGUGCUGCUCUGACUAUAAACCGUAAGCAAUGACUAAUAGGGCCCAUUUGAGGGAGGAUUUCCUCAAGGUUUGAAGUACAACCUAACACAGCUGAUAACUAGCAAUGAAAUUUGCAUUUUAUGAAGUUUCAUUACAUUUCAUUUCAUUAGUGAAGGCAGAACCACAACCACAGAAUCUCCACAGCAUAUUAUGUAUGAUAUGAUUUAAGUGACAAAAAUAAUUGAAUCUCUUUUCUCUCAAAAGAUAUGUUAAUCUCAUACUUACAUCUUUAUUGUAGCAACAUUCUGUGAGAUCCAAGGAAGGAUAUGAUUCGCACAGCCAGGGUCCAAAGGCUGCACGUAAUUUCGUUACAGCACUCACUGUAUGACCCCGGUCAAUCUAAGGCCAUUCAUAUAAAGCAUUGUUUAAUAUCAGUAUGUUAGUGUUCUAUUGAAAAUGGUCGAAGAACUGUAUUUGAACAACGUUAUUGGCCCUGAUUGUUCAUGUCUGAGAAGAUUCCCUCAUCAUAAAGAAUAGGGAUCAACUUGGCCAGGAAGGCACCCCCGUGAUGACAAGACAAAUAUACACCUUUGCAUAAGCAAUCAGUUUCCUUUCUGUCAGUCAGUUCAAAGUCAAAGUGCCAUAAAAUCAGUGUGUUUGCAGUUCCUCCUUCCUCAUAGUCAGACGUAUUCAAUAGGGUGUCAAGGCAAGCAACAUCUCCACAGCAGGCUGAAAGAGUGGGAAUUAAUGAAGAUCACCGAGGACUGAAAGGGUGUAGAAAAGAAAAGUCGGUGAUGUUGAGAAAGGGGGAGUGGGUUUGGGUGAACUCAGACAUCGGGGUACCCAUUGGAGCGAGGGUCAAAGUAACAUCAGCUGGCCAGCAGUUUCUGGUGAACGAUGAGGGAAAGGAACAGACACUAUCCCAGGAGCAGGAAGCCUCCCUCAAGAUCAUGCACCCUACAUCAGUGGAGGGUGUGGACGACAUGAUCAAACUGGGAGAGAUGACCGAGGCUGGCCUCCUCAGGAACCUGCUGCUCCGACACAAACAAGGCAUCAUCUACACCUACAUUGGCUCUGUGCUGGUGGCAGUGAACCCAUACCAGGACUUUCCAAUAUAUACAGGUGAUCAGGUGAGGUUGUACCAUGGUCGAAAGCUGGGAGAACUCCCUCCGCACAUCUUUGCCAUCGCUGAAUCCUGUUACUGUAACAUAAAGCGCCAUCUCACGAACCAGUGCUGCAUCAUCAGUGGGGAAUCUGGAGCGGGGAAGACAGAGAGCACUAAGCUGAUCCUUCAAUACUUGGCAGCGAUCAGUGGUGAGCGCACUGAACAACAGAUUAAAAAGCAAAUCCUGGAGUCCAACCCAAUUUUAGAAGCCUUUGGAAAUGCUAAAACAAUCCGCAAUGACAACUCCAGUCGCUUUGGGAAGUAUUUGGAGAUCUUCUUCAGUCAGGAUGGGGUGAUCGAAGGCGCUCGUGUGGAGCAGUAUAUUCUGGAGAAAUCUCGUGUCUGCCAUCAGGCCCUGGAAGAGAGAAACUACCACAUAUUUUACUGCAUGUUGGCAGGAAUCAAAGCAGAGGAGAAGAAGACUUUGUGCCUUGGAGAUGCUAAGGAAUACACAUUCCUUACGAAGGGCGGCUGUAUUGUGUGUGAAGGCAGGGAUGAUGCUAAAGAAUACAAGAGUAUUCGUUCUGCAAUGAAUUCGUUCUUCUCAGAAAACCAAUAUCAGGACAUCCUCAAGCUACUGGCAGCCAUUUUACACAUGGGCAACAUCUGCUUCGAGGCCAACACACAAAAUAACUUGGAAACCAGUGAUGUCAGCAAGUCUGAACACUUCAACAUCGCAGCGUCACUGCUGAAGGUGCGCAAGUCUUCGCUGGCGACAAGUUUGACCCAUCGUUCCUUCACGACCACCAGAGAGCGAGUGACCAAACCCCUCAGCUCUGAACAGGCCUCUGACUGCAGAGACGCCUUUGUCAAGGCAAUCUACAAUAAGCUGUUCAUAUGGAUCGCUGACAAAAUCAACAGUGUCACCUAUAAGAGUUUGACCGAAAGCCCUAAAUCCUCCUUCCUGUCCAUUGGCCUGCUUGAUAUCUUUGGCUUUGAGAACUUUAGCACCAACAGCUUUGAGCAGUUGUGCAUUAAUUUUGCCAACGAGAAGCUGCAACAGUUCUUUGUGGGCCACAUCUUCAAGCUGGAGCAGAAGGAGUACCUGAAAGACGGCAUUGAGUGGACUAACAUCCAGUUCAGUGACAAUCAGGACAUCCUGGACCUCCUGGUAGCAAAACCCUGUAACCUACUGUCUCUGAUUGACGAAGAAAGCCAUUUUCCAAAGGGCUCAGACCUCACUAUGCUGCUCAAGAUGAAUCAGCAACACAGUGGGAACAAGAUCUACAUCGCCUCCAAACAUGAACAUGACACAGACUUUGGGAUUCACCACUUUGCAGGCGUGGUUUCCUAUGACUCCAAAGGGUUCCUGGAAAAGAACAGAGAUGCCAUCAGCGCUGAUAUAAUCCAGAUGGUUGACGUGUCCACCAAUAAGCUGCUUCGUCAGAUUUUUGAGAGCGAGUUUUCAACCAAUGGAGUGAAGAUUAGUAACAACAAGAGGAUCAACAUGACACCUAAGAACUCUCUACGAGGCCAGACUGACAACCGCAAACAAAUGCCGACGUUGAGUGGUCAGUUCCGUCAGUCGCUGGACUCUCUUAUGAAAGCUCUGUCCGCCUGUCAUCCUUUCUUCAUCCGAUGCUUCAAACCCAACAAUGAGAAGCAGUCUCAGGUGUUUGACAGAGAGUUGUGUAUGCGUCAGCUGAGGUACUCCGGCAUGAUGGACACCAUCCGCAUCCGGAAGCUGGGAUACCCAAUUCGCCACACCUUUGUGGAAUUCCAGAAGCGCUACAGGGUGCUCCUGAAGACAACCGUCUGCGACCCCAAAACUAUGACAGCUGCUGCCUGUUGUGAUGCCAUUUGCAAGGCGGUGAUUGAAGGAGAGAAUGAGUGGAAAAUAGGCAGGACCAAGAUUUUCCUGAGGGACACCCAUGAUGCUUUCCUGGAACGGCUGAGGGAACAAGAGCUCAACAGAAUCGCUCUGGUGAUCCAGAGGGUCAUGAUGGGACACAAAGACAGAAAGUCUUUUCUAAAGAAGCGGAGGGCAGCUGUGGUGUUGCAGAGGCAAUGGAGGGCUUACAGGGGCAGAAAGCUUCAGCACUGCUUUCAACGGCUGGUAUCGAAGAUCCGUAGUCGGGAGCUCCAGUUACAGUACCGAAGACAGCGGGUGGCAGCACUCACCCUACAAAGCCAGGUGCGAGGCUACUGGGUGAGGAAGGAUUGGAAGAAGAAGAGACAGGCAGUCAUUCUGCUGCAGGCUCACACAAGAGGAAUGCUGGCCCGAAGAAUAGCUGGAAAUCUCAGGAAUGAUAAAAUUACUUCGGAUAUCCAUCAGCAACUGCUACUUGUCACCCAAUUGCCUGAGCCAGUGACUGAACAGGAUUCAGAGGAUGACACGUAUCUUCAGCUCAUACCUCGUAUGGAAGUGGUCAAACAGGAAACAUCAGCUGAGAAGAUGAGCAACAUUUCAGAGCCGGUGGAGGAAGUCACCUCUUCACCCUCAACCUCAGCCUCAACCUCAGCCUCAACCUCAGCCUCAACCUCAGCCUCAACCUCAGUCUCAACAUCCCCCACACCAUCGCUGGAAGAGGGCGAUGAUGAGUUUGAUGACAGUAGUGAUGAGUUUUCGUUCUACAGGUUCAGCAUCCAAUACUUCCAGGGCAACGCUACACACAUGCACGUCGACCAGAGACUCAAGCAGUCUCUUCUUCCCCAUGAUGAUGAAGGCGAUGCACUGUCCUGUCUGACUGUAUGUUGGAUUAUAAUGCGUUUCAUGGAAGACAUGCAAGAACCAAAAUCUGCGGAUGCGAUAUCUCAAGCGUCCACCACCAUCUCGCGGCAACUGCCUCACCGGCAGGGCAGGAGGCUGAGCAACCUGGUGGGACUGGACCAGGUAACAUCGUCUCAUUAUGACACGUCAAGACUAAGAAUAACAGCAACUGGUGGACCACCAGGGCUUGGGUGGCAAACCCAAUGUAGUGACCCAGCUGUAUUACAAACAGCUUGUUUUCUGCUACCACACUACAUAGAAGAUCAGCUUGAAUGUCAAACAUCAGUCCCGAGUCUAACCUCUAAUUAUCACAUGUUUUCUGCACAGAAAAUACUGAGGAAAAACAAGAAAAAGUCUAUAGGUGGAAUCAGAAGAGCUUCUGCUAUUCUCGAGGAGCCUGAGAACAUGACAGAGGACGAGGACAUUUUGGUUGGAGAGGGUCCUACACUGGAUCGACCUCUUACAGCCCAGGAAAAAGUCCACAUUAUCACCGGAUACGGUCUAUCGAGACCAGACAUAAGAGAUGAGAUUUACUGCCAGAUCUGCAAGCAGCUGGUGAACAAUAAGAACACGAGAAGCCGUAUGCAGGGCUGGUUGCUUCUUUCCAUCUGUCUCGGGAGCUUCCCACCAACAGACCUCUUUGUGAAGUAUUUGGAGAGAUUUAUCCAAAAAGGGCCAAGUGGUUACAGAGAAUAUUGUGCCAAGCGACUGCAUCGUAUAAAAGCCACUGGAGCAAGGAAAGAGCUGCCCUGUUGGAUAGAGCAACAGGCUGCAAAGACCAAGGAGCCCAUCCAUGCGUCUGUGACUCUGACGGAUGGCCGUAGUGUGAGUGUACAUUUGGACUCAGCCUCCACUUCUGCUGAAGUCUGUCAAGCUUUGGCUGACAAGAUUGAUCUUCGAGACACAUAUGGAUUCUCCCUGUACAUCAGUCUCUUUGACAAGAUGUGGUCUCUGGGCAGCUGUGGGACGUAUGUGCUGGACGCUGUGUCUCAGUGCGAGCAGGAGAUGAGGAGGCAGGGAAGGGAGGAGAAGGACACCCCCUGGAAGCUCUCCCUUCGCAAAGAACUGUUCGCACCUUGGCAUGACUGCUCAGUAGACUCGAUCAGCACGGAUCUGAUCUACAGACAGGUCAUCAAGGGAAUCAAGUCUGGCGAGUACACCUGUGAGAAGGAGGAUGAAUAUGUCCACCUGGCAGCACAGCACUAUUACAUCCGGUUUGGCUCUGCGCACGACAAAGGCAACGUCCAGAAGGUGGUUGAGGAUUGUAUCGCAACCCCACUUAUUGAGAACAAAUCAAUGACAAAGUGGAUCCAACUCAUCAGCUCGGCACACUUAGAGGGUCCUUACACCCAAAGGAACCAGAAAACAGAAAGCGUAAAAGCAGAACUGGUUGACGGCGCCCGAGAGAAAUGGCCCAUUCAUUUCUCCAAGUUCUAUGAAGUUACAAUGAUGUCAGGACCUCCUUUGCCCAAAAGCAGGUUUGUUGUGGCUGUGAACUGGAGCGGCAUCAUGUUCAUGGAUGGUAAAGACAGGAAGCUCUUUGAGGCUGCUUACCUCGAGAUAAAGGAAGCAGACGUCAUGAGUGACAGCCAUUUCGGUGCUCAGUCACUGAGUUUGGCCACAGUCAGAGGAGACUUCGUCUUGAAGUCUGAGGAAGCUGUAGACAUGGCCGCACUUAUAAAGAAACACCUGGAAGGGCUGAGACAGCGUUCGGUGUACGCAGUGGCUCAGCAGGAUGUCAGCAAACCAGAUGACCCCAUAUUCCUGGUUUGUAAACGGGGAGACCUGCUGCUAGUAGAGAAAGAUAAAGAGCAUCCUCCUGAUGUCAACUGGGUCAAAGCAAACAACCAGCGUACCGGUAGCAACGGUGCAGUCUAUAAGGAGACGCUGCAGUUUCUGCCGACUCUCAGCAGACCCUCUGAGGAGAUCAUGGAUCUGCUCAAUCCAGGCCUGAAGAAAACUUCAGUAACACAGAACACCCAACAGAGAGACGAAACAGUGGCUCCUGUCUCUUUAAAAGAGUUUGCACUUGAGAACUUCCGGCCUGCAAAUAAAUUUGUUGGUCGACAGGGUGGGUCCAGAGGGGAGAAACUGUGGGUUUUUUCCAGAGAACCCCUCAAGCAGCCACUCAUGAACAACCUGGUCCGCAAUUCUGACCUCAGCCACUUGGCCUGCAACGCCUACACUGCUAUCCUGAAAUACAUGGGUGACUACCCCAUCAAAAACAUUCGCAGUCCCAUAGAGCUGACAAACCAGAUCUUUGGUCCAGCCACCCAGCAUGAAGCAUUGCAGGAUGAAAUCUACUGUCAGAUUAUGAGACAGAUGACCAGCAAUAACAACAGGUUGAGUUUGGAGCGUGGGUGGCAGCUGCUGUGGCUGUGUUCAGGCUUGUUCCCGCCCAGUCCCAGUUUGAUGAAAUACACUCAGCGCUUCCUGGAGUCACGGCCCAGAGAUCUGCUGUCUGCUGGCUGCCUGCAAAGGCUGCAGGGGAUGCGGAGUAAGGAGCCCAGGAGGUUUCCUCCCCAUCUGGCAGAAGUGGACGCCAUCCAACAGAACAGCACCCAGAUCUUCCAUAAAGUUCACUUCCCAAAUGAUACAGAUGAUAUAUUUGAGGUGACGUCAACGACCACGAUCAAAGACCUGUGCUGCAGUAUUGCCUCUCAGCUCAAACUGACCUCAGCUGAUGGAUAUGGCCUGUACAUGAAAACGCCAGAUAAGGUCACAAGCUUGGAUGAGGAGCAGUAUUUCUUUGAUAGUCUAAGGCAGAUUUUUGACACUCCUAAGAAGGCAAAAAGAGUCAAAGAGAGCAACCAGGCCAAUGCUCCCUACCUGGUGAUUUUUAAGAGGAAGCUCUGGUUCAAUGUGAGUCCAGAGAAAGACCUGGUUGCAGACCUCACUUUCCAUUUCCCACAGGAGUUACCCAAGUACCUGCGGGGGUACCACAACUGCACCAAGGAGGACAUGAUCAACCUAGGCGGACUGCUCUUCAGAGUCCAUGUCGAUUCAGACAGGUCGCAAUUUGUUAUGAUCCCCAAAAUGUUGAGAGACCUGGUUCCCUAUGACCAGUUAAAUAUCAUGUCUCCUGAUGAAUGGAAGAAGCACAUCAUCUCCUCCUACAACAGACAGAGUGGCAUCACGGUGCAGGAGGCCAAAAUUGCCUUCCUAAAAGCCAUUUCAAAAUGGCCAACCUUUGGCUGUGCUUUCUUUGAUGUUAAACAAACAUGUGAAUCAAGCUACCCAAAUGUAAUCUUGAUUGCCAUCAGCAAGCUAGGUGUCAGCUUAAUAGACCCAAAGACAAAGGAAUUGCUGGUCAUGUACCCGUUCAACCGCAUCACAGACUACUACAGUAAAGGCAACCAUUUUCAGAUGACCAUCGGCACCGUGGUGAGGGCCGUCAACUUUGUCUGUGAAACCCCACAGGCUGUCACAGCGGAGGACCUUCUCAGAUCAUACAUCAUCAUGUACGAGAGGCAGAAGCAGUCCUUUCGACCACGGAACAGCAUAUUUCUUCAGGCUUAAAGAUCUAAAGAAUAGACUGAACUGUUAUAUGGACUGUUGAUUGAUCUCUUUAGAUUAAUGUAUAUGUAUGACAAAUUGUCCCUAAUUACUUCCGCUUAACAAGUUAGUUAUAUUCGAAUUGAAGAGUGUCGUAUCAUCAUUUUUUAUUGUCUUAAUUGCAAUUCCUAACUUGUCACUGUGAGAACUGUUGAGAGUGAAGAACAGACUUUAGAUUCAUGUCAAUUUAGUGGUAUUAAACUUUAAUAUUUAACAUUGAGUCAUUUAUCUUAACAUAUUGAACAGAGACUGAUCAUUAACUAGUGCAGUCUCAGAGGAGCGAAUAUGUUUUCCUGCUCCUUCAGGUCAUUUAGCUAAAAUGGUUGUUUUUGCAAUAUUUUUUAUUAUCGUACUGAAUUACCUCUGAUUUACUGCUACUGCUUUUUAUCACAGAUUUUAAGUCAUCACACAUUUUUCAGUGUUUUCAAAACACAAGUGCAUAAAACAUCUGCAUGUAACUGGGAGUGUCCUUUUCAGUCCCAAAGUGUCCUUUACAUUGGAAUAUUUAUCAUUUUCCAUAUUUCUUGCAAUUAGAUAUUUUGUUUUAUGUUAUACUUGUAGGUUAAUGGAUUUUCAGUAUUCUGCCAACCAUACACAUGCAGACUGAAAUAAUUGUGAACAAUUAUGAUAAGGCUAUGGCCUAAAAGAUAUCAAACACUCAAACUGAUCACAUUUAAAAUUUUACCUGAAGGUGAAAUCUAAUGAAGCUAAUAUAUAAUUAGAGGCAUUAACAGCUUAAUUCUUCACAGUCUGUUGCUUUGUGUUGUUGGUCAGUGGAUGUCAGGUAAUUGAAGUGGAUAUGUUGUGCACUGUGACUGAAUUUGGCUUUGGAUGGGGAUAGUUUUACAGUACCAGCAAUGUGAAAUUGAAUAUUAAUGUCAGUUUUAACUGUGAGGUGUUUUCUGUGCAGGUGAAGCAUAAACCUAAGUCAUUUUUUACAGGAGGAAUUUGACAUGUGAUAACAGGAAACACAAGUCCAUUAGGGCUGCAUCCCACUUAGCUGUGCCAAUUACAGGUUCCACAGCUCUGCUUCUGUACAUGCUCAUGUGGAUUACAAAUAAAUGGAGUGCCGAUGUAAUGAA
Molecule: messenger RNA, 8627 nt
Organism: Scatophagus argus
Lineage: Eukaryota; Metazoa; Chordata; Actinopteri; Scatophagidae
Product: unconventional myosin-VIIb-like
Exons: 50
Coding region: 910-7509 (2199 amino acids)
Cellular component (GO): myosin complex; cytoskeleton
Molecular function (GO): protein binding; cytoskeletal motor activity; ATP binding
Source: RefSeq, a predicted model, not a curated record